AAAUGCAAAAAGGCGGCGGCGCGCGGCAGUCGCGGAGCGUUGAUGGCCGAUAACGAUAACACGCCGCUUUCGCCCGUCAAAGGUGCUCCGAAAAUGGCUCCUCAUCGAUCAAGAGUAACGCGGAACUCGAGCCACAAAGGAAGAACGGCAGCAGAAGAACGUCGUCCCGACGUUCCAUCUUCGCGAUCCUCGGCGGGGAGGGGGGUAAACGACACUCAUAACUCGGCGAUCAAGUCCGCCGUCACAAUAUUUAUCAACGGAUCGUCUCGAGCAUCAUCGUCGGCCGUAGUGGGCUACCGGCGCGCAUAA
Harpegnathos saltator (Jerdon's jumping ant) is the source of this 309-nucleotide messenger RNA. RefSeq lists its product as uncharacterized. The record is from RefSeq and is a predicted model, not a curated record. Lineage: Eukaryota; Metazoa; Arthropoda; Insecta; Hymenoptera; Formicidae. The transcript has 3 exons. The annotation marks the transcript as partial.